Messenger RNA from Penicillium coprophilum, 321 nucleotides. RefSeq lists its product as uncharacterized. The transcript has 2 exons. The record is from RefSeq and is a predicted model, not a curated record. NCBI's taxonomy places the organism in Eukaryota, Fungi, Ascomycota, Eurotiomycetes, Eurotiales, Aspergillaceae. The coding region runs from base 1 to 321 and encodes 106 amino acids.
AUGGAGAAAGACCCUGUCCAGGAGCGCCCCACUGAGAGUGUUAAGACUACCUCGAAUGUGUUCAAUUUGUUGUUAGACGAGAUCACAGCUCGCUGCAACAAACAGACCAAGGAGAUCAACAAAUGGCUUCAAUACACCAAGGACUUCAAAAAGACUAUUGCCGACAUGCUGCUGCAGGAGAAACUGAAGAAACAACGUGCUGAUACCAAAGCUAUGAGAUGGCCCAGGACCCCUAGGACUCCUAGGACUUUCAGAAUUCCCAGGACUCCGAGAACACCCAGAGCAUUGAGAACACCGAGAGCAUUUCAAUUUCCGAAUUAA